AUGCCGGCUCUCUACACGGCCAUCGAGGGCCAUACGGCCAAUAUGACUCCGCAUCUUCUCAAACGCAGUCUAACCGUUAACCACACCCAGGCGGUCACUCUCGGCGUGAUUGCCGUUUAUGUGGUGGUGAUCGCACUGCUCUGGAACAUCCCGUACGUGCGAUGGUCACUGUGGCCCUUCAAGGCAUGUGAAAACAACCCCUCCACCUCUGGAAUGCUCGUGAUCGCCUUCCACGAAUUCGGCCAUGCCAUCACUGCGUGCUGUACGGGCGGCAAGGUCAAGUCCAUCUCCCUCGAUCCGCACGAGGGAGGUGUCACUCACAUGCAAGGCGGCAUUAGUGCCGUCACCUUACCUGCCGGCUACUUGGGCUCCUCUAUCAUCGGGGCCCUUCUCAUCUUUGCCGGAUUCGACAUUGUGGCCAGUAAAGUGGCCAGCAUCAUCCUCGGGGUGUGCUUUUUGUUGACUUUGUGGUGGGGGCGCCGAGAUUGGUUGACCAUUGUGACGGUUCUACUGGCGGUCGGGCUACUUGUAGCGUGCUGGUUCAUCGCGCACGGCGAGGCCUUGAGAUGGGUGGUGUUGUUCAUCGGCGUCAUGUCCGCCCUCUACAGUGUCUGGGAUAUUUGUGACGAUCUGAUUCUUCGAAAAGUGAACUCGUCGGAUGCGAGCGUCUUUGCCCGGAGAUACGGCGGCUCAUCGCAGUGCUGGGGUGUGAUCUGGUCCAUCGUCUCCCUUCUUUUCAUGGUGGUGGGAAUCAUUGGGGGAAUCGCAGCCUUUCCCCAAUCUUUCAGUCAACAGCAAACAGACUCGAAAAACUUCAUCCCGACCUAG
Penicillium oxalicum is the source of this 828-nucleotide messenger RNA. RefSeq names its product M50 family metallopeptidase. The record is from RefSeq and is a predicted model, not a curated record. The transcript is spliced from 4 exons. NCBI's taxonomy places the organism in Eukaryota, Fungi, Ascomycota, Eurotiomycetes, Eurotiales, Aspergillaceae. The coding region runs from base 1 to 828 and encodes 275 amino acids.